Messenger RNA from Pollicipes pollicipes, 2582 nucleotides. RefSeq lists its product as uncharacterized. The coding region runs from base 1 to 672 and encodes 223 amino acids. NCBI's taxonomy places the organism in Eukaryota, Metazoa, Arthropoda, Thecostraca, Pollicipedomorpha, Pollicipedidae. The transcript has a single exon. The record is from RefSeq and is a predicted model, not a curated record.
AUGGCGGCAGCGCUCUUCCACUACCUUGAGAAUCCGCAGCUGUGCUGCCGCAAGCUGACGCAGUUCGGCGGCUACGUAAGCCAGUGGGGGGCGGUGGACGGCGACAUGUUCGUCUGCCUGGAUGAGGGACGCGCGCCGCCGCCGGGCGACUGCCUUUUCUACUCCGCCGGGGUAUCCAGCGAGUGGAGCUUCGGCCGCGCCGGCAUCCGCUACGGCUGUCGGGUCUACGCCUUCGACCCGUCCACGACGGCGCACAAACAGAACGAAGCGGAUUUCGGCGCUCGCUUCCACAGGAUCGGCUUGGGUGGCCGCACAGAGAUGACGAAGGACGGCUGGCAUAUGAUGACGCUGACCGACCUCAGGGCCAAGCUGGGGCACUCGAGGCGAACCAUCGACUACCUGGCGGUCAACACCGAGGGCAGCGAGUGGGACUGGCUCGAGAAUGACGUGGCUGGCCUGGAGGGUGUCAGACAGCUGGGCAUGCAGGUGCACAUGCAGGUGGACAUGCAGGCUCUGAGGCGUUAUUACGACGCGUUCUGGCGGAUACAGGAGGCGGGGUUCAAGACGAUCCACUCCAACCCAUAUCGGGCGUACGGCAGGAACUCCAGAAUGAAGGGAGUGGACGGAAUGGUUGCCACUGUGUAUCGGCUGGUGUGGAUGAGGAGUGCGUAGGCCGGUGCAUUGGUCCAUAACUACAUAAAACCUUGUUCCAGCCAAGGACUGUGCGAGCAAUCGAGGCGGACCACGAAAGGAUAGAGCUGUCCUACGCUAUGCCGCGCAUCAUAUUGCGUAUGCAUUAUGCGUAUAUUGCUGCACUUUAUUGUGUAUUCGAAACCAUUUAAUGCCCCCGCAUCUGAAACACAUAUGCCAAGCUGGAAAGUUAUUUUGCGGCCACAUUUAUCCGUCACGACACGUCAUGCGCCUGGUGAUGUUUUUUACCUGUGAUCUGGUAUCUGUCUGCUAGUGUCAGGAAGGCCACUGUCACCGGAAAGACUUCCGGUUUGAAAUCAUUGACGCCCGGUGCUUUGCAUGAACCUCUUUUGACUUCACUUCUCUUUUCCCUGGUUGAUAAACCUUCGCGCGUCAUUGAAUCCGGCUGCCUUCUGCACGCCGGUGGUGUUCAAGUUGUUUGCGAAGUUACACCCCUGGCUGACAGCGGCCUGCAGCAGGCGCUUGAUCAUCACUACUGGAUCAUUCACAUAGGAAUUAAGGAAUGAACAUCAAGCCCCUGAGGAACAAGUCGUCAACCCCAGCCUUCAGAGCGUGCGGUCGUGGGGAUUAGAUAUGUUACCUGGGCAAGGUAACUAAAAAACGCACCUGAAACACGCGAUAGCUCGUCCCAAUAAGUUUGAUUUGUGGGUACCUGCGUCUGGGAGCGUGCUUCAGGGGAUCAUCUUUCAAAUUGCCCUAGAAUGUUCUGUAAUGAAGCUGAGCCAGAGAAAACACCAUACGAGCGAGGAACUAACAUUGUCUUUCAUUGGUCGGAAAUGGGCAACCGUUCAGAACACGUAGUGCUGAACGGCAACCAGUCUGACUGGAUUCCAGUGUGAUCUGGCGUCCCGGAAGGCCGUGUGGCCUGGGACCGUUACUGUUCGCCUGCCUUCUGGCUGAUGUCCCUGACCAAACUGAGACUGAGUGCCUUACGUACGCUGAUGAUGUGAAAAUUUAUCACCGAAUCGACAACGUAGCAGAUUGUCUCGCACUUCAGGUAGAUUUGAUCGUCUCUGUGAAUGGUCCAAAAACUGGGGACUGAAAUUGAAUCCAGCUAAGUGCAGUACCAUCUCAUUCACCCUCCGCACGUCACCUGUUCACCACCCAUAUGCACUAGACGGUCACCGCUUGGAUAGCUGCCAGCGGAUUCGUGGUCUCGGCGUAUUCAUGGUCACCAAGAUCACUUUUGCCGAUCACAUAGAUUCAACUGUCAUAAAGCAAACAGAACGCUGUGCCUUCUCGUGCGAAGCGUGCAAAUGCCGUCGUGUUCUCAUCAAGCGCGAUUCAAUCACGAGGCUUUGCUUUGUGCCUUCAACGCUCACGUCAGAUCAUUGAUAGAGUACGAUAACGUUUUUGGAGCGGUGCUGUCGUUUCCUAUCUCGCCCGGCUCGAAAAACUUCAACACCGGUUUCUCAUGUGGAUGCGUUCGAGUAGCCAGUCCCGGUGUCCACUGAAUUACGAGCGUCUUCUCGCUUUGCUCAAAACAGCAUCCAUCAAGGCACGCUUUGCUUAGUCUGACAUGUUAUUUUUAUAUCAUGUGUAUUACAGACUUGACUGCGCUCACCUGAUAUCAGUGUUCAGUCUGGCUACACUCGUCCGGCGUUCUCAGCGUACCGGCCUUUUUCACGAGCCAUUUGCAAGGGUCAAUACUGUUCAAAAUGGGUUUGUCGCACGGCUACCCGCUGUCUGCAAUCACUGUGUGUGGCAUUCUCCCUCAACUGACUUUUCAUCCAACGAAAUCAUUUCGAGCUGAUUUGUUUAGACUCGCCGGCACACGUGGAUUAUUCUCUUGAUGACCCGAUGUGUGACUGUAUGUAAUGUGCUUCUGUGUGUGUGAUAAACAAAUAAACAAAUGCCAUUUUCGUCCAUUU